Molecule: messenger RNA, 1250 nt
Organism: Zingiber officinale
Lineage: Eukaryota; Viridiplantae; Streptophyta; Magnoliopsida; Zingiberales; Zingiberaceae
Product: eukaryotic translation initiation factor 3 subunit F-like
Exons: 6
Coding region: 80-940 (286 amino acids)
Biological process (GO): translational initiation
Cellular component (GO): eukaryotic translation initiation factor 3 complex, eIF3m
Molecular function (GO): translation initiation factor activity; translation initiation factor binding; metallopeptidase activity
Source: RefSeq, a predicted model, not a curated record
UCUCCAAGAGAGACUAACCCUAGCCGAAGUUUGCGCCGCUGCGGUACCGCUCUCCCUUUCGGCUCUUCGAUCUCACGUCAUGGCGGUGCUGCAGUUCUUCCCGCCUUCCUCGCCCGUCGUCUCCUCCAAGCUCCACGCCGUCGUCCUCUUCAACAUCUGCGACUGCUACGUCCGCCGCCCCGACCAGGCCGACCGCGUGAUUGGAACCCUCCUUGGUUCCGUUUCUGAUGGCGUCAUCGAGAUCAAAAACUCCUACGCCGUUCCUCACAACGAAUCCGCCGACCAGGUUGCAUUGGAUGUUGAUUACCAUCGCAACAUGUAUUUGUCUCACCUAAAAGUGAAUCCCAAGGAAGUACUUGUUGGAUGGUUUUCUACUGGUUUUGGUGUUUCUGGUGGGAGUGCAUUGAUACAUGAAUUCUAUGUAAAAGAACUUAAAGAAGCACAGAGUUCUAUUCCGCCUAUCCAUCUCACUGUUGAUACAGGGUUCAAAAAUGGGGAGGCAUCCAUAAAAGGCUAUGUCUCUUCUAAUUUGUCUCUUGGAGAUAGACCACUUGCUGCACAAUUUCAAGAAAUUCCAUUGGAUUUGAGGAUGAUCGAAGCAGAACGGGUUGGAUUUGACAUCUUGAAGACAACUGUCGUUGACAAGCUCCCCAAUGAUCUUGAAGGAAUGGAAGCUUCUAUGGAGAGAUUGCACUCUCUGCUCGAUGAGAUUUACAAAUAUGUUGGCGAUGUCGUGGAGGGACGAGUAGCCCCAGAUAAUGAUAUCGGGAGAUUUCUGGCGGACACAUUGGCUUCAGUACCAAGAAUGUCUCCGGCAGCUUUUGACAAGGUUUUCAAUGACAAGAUUCAGGACAAUCUUGCUUUAGUUUACUUGUCAAGCCUCGUUAAAACGCAACUCGGCAUUGCUGAAAAGCUGAAUACGGCCGCUCAGAUAUUGUAGAGCUUCAGCAGUUUUGUGAUGAAGAUGACAGCGUCUCAAUGCAGUUUUGUGUCGUUCUGUUGUUUUGACUAUCUUCCUUAUUAAUGGCGUGGUGUUGAAGUUGCCCUAGUUAUUGACAUUGCUAUUUUCCAUCAUCAGUUUUGCUCCAGUUGCAGGUGCUUCUUAACCAAGUUGAUUCACUGCUGUUUAUCAUAGUAUCGAAAUUGACAAGCUUUGUAAAAUUGAUUUAUUAGUUUUGCAAUCUUAGGAAGCAUGUAUGACUAUUUGUUUCUAGGAUUUCCAAAUAUCUUCAUGAUCUUUUCAGUCUUUA